AUGUUGGCAGAGGAAGAUGUCCAUUCUUUCACGCACGAAGACAGACCCACUAUCGGAGGCAUCCGCCUCGGUGCCGCGGGACUGGUCGCUCUCGCUAACCGCAAGACGAUCGCACGACGGACGGCCCUCAUCGGCAGCGCCUCCUUCCUCGAUGUCCUUCUCCUCUCGCCUGGCAUACAUUGCCAGCAAGAAGCCGCCGAGAUCAAUGGCGGAGAGUAUCCUCUCACAGGCGCUAUGCACAGCGCCGCCGGUUGGAUCUUUCGCAUCGAGAUCCCGGCUACCUUCAGAGUGGAGGGGUCUUUCGGCCUCUUCGGAGAGCUACUUCGCAUCGAGUUCUGGGCCUCUAUCCUCUUUCUUAUCGGCAUCACCGCGAGCAUAGUCGCCAUCGUCCUCCUCGUGGCUGUUUUCCGCGAUUGGUGGGCGCUAGGCGUGCUGGGUAUGCUCAUGCUCGCACGCGUGCUGAACGCGUGUGUCAUCAAGCUGCGGCACGACAAGUACGGGUUCAAGGGCAAGAAGGAGGGUAAUAGUCCAUGCGAUUUUCUGAUCAUUCUUAGCCAGGAUCGCUGGGUGCGCAUGCGAGGAGGAGUGGACGAUAUCAAGGAGGUGGCAGCCGGGCUGCGAGAGCCUGGGACACUGGAAAGCUUUGCCGUGACUUUCGCGAAGAUGCCCGUAUACUGCUCUGCGGCACUGGCAGGGAACACCACCACCGCCGGCAGCCUCCUCUUGGCCUGCCUUCUCCUGUUCUCUGCCGGUAUCCUUGGGUUGUCGAACGCCGCGAUGCAUUCACUUCACAUGCUCGGCCGUAUAGUCAGCGUCGAAGGCAAACCUGUACGGUACGAACAUAGACUCAGCAUGGUCAGGGAUAUGAUCCAAGAGACCAAACACACGGAAUGGACUUUGCGUAUGUCCAUGAUCACCGAGUCGGAAGUUGUUGAACUAAAGAGGGCAAUUGAACGUGGUAGGUGCAACGAUGACACGCGGGUACACGUCACUUACUGCAGCUUUUAG
Messenger RNA from Phanerochaete carnosa HHB-10118-sp, 1008 nucleotides. RefSeq lists its product as uncharacterized. The coding region runs from base 1 to 1008 and encodes 335 amino acids. Lineage: Eukaryota; Fungi; Basidiomycota; Agaricomycetes; Polyporales; Phanerochaetaceae. The transcript has 3 exons. The record is from RefSeq and is a predicted model, not a curated record.